AUGAAUAUAAAUCUUAGGACUCUUCAAAGUACUUUAGAACGAAAAUUGGGGUUAUUAGAUACUUUGAAGAAUCGUGAUUGCGGUUUAUUUGACAAAGGUACAUCUAAUGAAGCAUGGCAUCAGGAAGUAGAGCUAUUACAAAAUGAGAUUAAUGAACUUUUUCAGUCUUUUGAUAAACAGAUGAAUGAAUUUAAUCGUAAGGAUAUUAUGGUAAUUGAUAGAUAUGAAGCUUUACUUCAAAGUUUAAAACGUGAUUAUACAAAUAUAUGCCAAUAUAUUAAUUCUAGAAAAAAACGUUCUAGCUUAUUUGGGAAAUCAAUAAUUGAUUAUCAAAAUAUACAAAUGGAACAUAGUAAUAAUAGUGAAGUUAGAAAUAAACUUUUUCAUGAAAAAGGUGCACUAGAAGUUUCUAUAGAUUGUAUAAAUAACAUAAUGGAUCAAGCUGUACGUACUACCACUUCACUUAGGAAUCAACACAAUAUUUUAAGAAAUAUUAAUGAUAAAGCAAAAAACUUAAAAAAAAAAUCAUUAUACAAUGUGGGUUUAUUGAUUAAUUCAAUUCUUAGUUUGCAGUUCAGGCAAGAAAUAUUAUUAACUUUUGUUUUUUGUUGCCUAAUUAUUUUUAUGGUAUAUUGGAAAUUUAAAUAA
Molecule: messenger RNA, 648 nt
Organism: Cryptosporidium muris RN66
Lineage: Eukaryota; Apicomplexa; Conoidasida; Eucoccidiorida; Cryptosporidiidae
Exons: 1
Coding region: 1-648 (215 amino acids)
Biological process (GO): vesicle fusion; endoplasmic reticulum to Golgi vesicle-mediated transport
Cellular component (GO): Golgi medial cisterna; Golgi membrane; SNARE complex
Molecular function (GO): SNAP receptor activity
Source: RefSeq, a predicted model, not a curated record